AUGGAUGCAGAAAAUGCAAGACUAAGAAAGAAAUUAAACAGUUUAGAAGAAGAUUAUAAGAGAUUACAAGAUCACAUAUCUCAUAUAGAGUUAAAGUAUCAAGCUGCUCUAAUAAAAGAAGGAGGGGAUAUUGAUGAAAUAGAUGAAGACUAUAGACCUAGUGAAGAUAAAUUAUCUACCAAAUUAUUAAGAACUGUUUCUGAUCUUUUUAACAAUAGACUUUAUAGUGAUAUUAAGAUGAAACUAGAAGAUGGAAGUAUUAUGUAUGGUCAUAAAGUGAUAUUAGCUUCUAGAUCUAAACAUUGGGGUGUGUAUGAUCUAAAUGAAGUAAAUACUUUAGAUUUUACUAAUAUAAGUUAUGAAGUGAUACAUGAUAUUAUGAAGUGGGUAUAUACAGAUGAUAUUGAUUUAUUUGAAUAUAAAGAAGACUUUUUAACUGAACUUUUGGAAGUAACUCUGAGAUUUCAGCUAAUGUCAUUAGAUAUAAGAUGUCAGAAAGCUUUGAUAUCACUAAUAGAUAAAAAUAAUUGUCAAAAGUUUAUGACAUUGUCAAAUGAAUUAUGUGCUGAUCUUCUGAAAAAGUUCUGUAAGGAAUUUAUGUCCCAGGCACAGAUAGAAGAUAUUUCUGGUGUUGAUGAAUUACAGUUUGAAGAAGACAGCAUGUCUGACGAAGAAUCACUUGAAUCAGACAACACUUCACCUGUUUCUGACAACAACUCUCUUCAUACAGACAACAACUCUCUUCAUACAGACAACAACUCUCUUCAUACAGACAACACUCUUCAUACAGACAACAACUCUCUUCAUACAGACAACAACUCUCUUCAUACAGACAACAACUCUCUUCAUACAGACAGCACUCUGCAUACAGACAACAACUCUCUUCAUACAGACAACAACUCUCUUCAAACAGACAGCACUCUGCAUACAGACAACAACUCUCUUCAUACAGACAACACUGCAACAGACAAGUCUCCUGAUGGAAGCAACACUUCACCUGAUACAGUUGGGGCAGACAAUACUUUACCUGAUAUUGAUAAAGACAACAAUCUUCUUGAUGCUGACAGUACUUUAGCUGAAACAAAUGACAAGAUACCUGAUGCAGGCAACACUGCCUUCAAAUCUGACAACACCUCUGUUGAAAUUGAGAAUGAGGCUAAUGAUAAUGGAGUUGAGGCUAUUGAAGAAGUGGUAGAAAUAGAUGGAGAAAUCAGCCUUGAAUAUUUACCACAAGCCUUCAUUGACACAUGUAACACCAUGAAUGGCAUUGGCACCUCUAAAGAGGCUUUAAAACCUGAUUCUGUCUCACUUUUAGAAAAUGGCACGGGACAGGAGCAAAAGUUAGAAAAGCAAGUUGAGACAAUGAAAGUUUCUGCUGAAGUGAAACAUGAAGAUGUCA
Molecule: messenger RNA, 1399 nt
Organism: Lottia gigantea (owl limpet)
Lineage: Eukaryota; Metazoa; Mollusca; Gastropoda; Lottiidae
Exons: 6
Biological process (GO): proteasome-mediated ubiquitin-dependent protein catabolic process; regulation of proteolysis
Cellular component (GO): cytoplasm
Molecular function (GO): ubiquitin protein ligase binding
Source: RefSeq, a predicted model, not a curated record